AUGCAGCAAGCUCUUGGCGCAGUGAGACUGGUUGGGGAGCAGUUACCUGCAGCCCUUCGGUUUCUAGCGGACGGCCUCUCCGAGCGCAAGCUGCAGGUCAACUGGGACAAGACGGGCUGGCUCACGGGCGAUGCCGAGCUCGCGGGCAUGCUGGCCCUGGCUUGGGAGGGCGAGCUCGAGCGCGCCAGCGGCCUCCGCUGCCUCGGGGGCGACGGCUCGACAGGCGUGCUGCGCAGUGUGGUUGAGCAAAAUUUGCGUCUGGAGAAAGCUCGGAAGUCUGCGGAGCGAGUCCACGUGCUGAGAGCUGCGAGCGCCAGGGUUGAGAAGGACCUCCUGGCCGACCGCGCCUUCGUGCUCGAGGCGGUGUCGCGCGACGGGCACGCGCUGCGCCACGCCUCGCCCGCGCUGCGCGCGGACCGCGCGGUCGUGGCCGCCGCCGCCCGGCGCAGCCCGGGCGCCGUGGCCCACGCGGCCGCGGCGUUGCUCGAGGAGGACGCGGAGCUGCGGGCGCUGCUGCCGAGCAGCGGCGCCGGUUCCAGGCGGGGCUGGAGGGCGGGCCCGCAGCCACACCCGCAGGUCAAGGGUGCCGAGGGCCUCCCGGCGGACCUGGCCAACGACGUGCGGGUGGACUACAACUACUUCAUAGACGAGAAGCCCUACUGCGUUGGACCGGUGCAUGGGCACGGCUGCAAUCCGGAGUUCGGCUACCAGAAGACCUUUGUUCAGGACCCGGUGACCUCCCGCUUCCUGGAGUAUUUGCAGAGCAGGCUCGUCUUCAG
This is a messenger RNA of Prorocentrum cordatum, 779 nucleotides long. The record is from the annotation of a GenBank genome assembly. NCBI's taxonomy places the organism in Eukaryota, Dinophyceae, Prorocentrales, Prorocentraceae.